Molecule: messenger RNA, 1025 nt
Organism: Marchantia polymorpha subsp. ruderalis
Lineage: Eukaryota; Viridiplantae; Streptophyta; Marchantiopsida; Marchantiales; Marchantiaceae
Source: the annotation of a GenBank genome assembly
GAAACCAGCAUUCGUACCAGCAGUAUUGUAUUGCUUUCGUGUUAUUGCGAAUCCCCAGGUCUCUGGAAACUUCUGUGAUCAAGCUUUUCUGUGGGAGAGAGGGCUUCUGGUGACCUCGAGGCUCCUGAGCGGACUUGGUCAGAGCAGCAGCAGCAGCAGCAGCAGCGGAGCACUGCCACCAUCUGUUGGAGCUUUGUUCAGCUGGUUCAUUUUUCUCUCUGCGUAUGUAUCUGGAGACUGAUCAGUUUGUAGAUCUGGAUGGUCUACUGAGCACUCGUUGCCGGCUUUAGAGGGUUUCGAUCGUCAGCGAACAACAUGGGCAGUCAAGUGGGCGAAAUCAGCUCGCUGGAAUUGAGCAAGUACGACGGGAGCGACGCCGAGAAGCCGCUCCUGGUCGCUAUCAGAGGGACGAUUUAUGAUGUCUCAAGCGCCCGAGAUUUCUACGGGCCUGGUAAACCAUAUGCAGUCUUUGCAGGGAAAGAUGCGACGAGAGCUCUGGCCAAAAUGUCCACCAAAGCCGAGGAUGUGAGCCCUUCUUUGGAGGGAUUAACGGAGAAGGAGAUUGGUGUCCUCGACAACUGGGAGAAGAAGUUUGUUUCCAAGUAUCCAGUGGUGGGCACUGUGGUUUGAGCGGACAUGAGCGCAUGGUCGCUAAUUCCACGAUCUGUGGAGAGGAAGCAAUAAUAUUCAGCUGUCUGUAAGAUAGGUCAAGCCUCUACGCCGAUGUGGAGCUGACAGUGAGCAUUCCUCACCUGACAUCAACAGUUCGCACCUUCCAAAAUUCUGCACGUACAUAUCUGUUUCCCGCUUCCAUUAAUUAUCAGUAGUUAUCAUCUCUCGGCACUUCAUCCAGUAAGAUUCUCGAGGCCGAAGUGCUGAACACUUGAACUUAAUCUAGGGCCGCCGAAAACUGUCAAUAUUCUCACUGUUCGGCUUUAGACCCAUCUUGUGCUAUACAGAAGACUGCAGCACGUAAUCUGUAAAGAUUAUCACUUCAAUAAAAGCAACUUCUCACGGAAUCCACC